This is a messenger RNA of Sclerotinia sclerotiorum 1980 UF-70, 90 nucleotides long. RefSeq lists its product with no specific name. The transcript has a single exon. Bases 1 to 90 code for a protein of 29 amino acids. The record is from RefSeq and is a predicted model, not a curated record. Lineage: Eukaryota; Fungi; Ascomycota; Leotiomycetes; Helotiales; Sclerotiniaceae.
AUGUCUAAAGCUACUGCCAGUAUGGAACGCGAUGGAACAACCCUGUCAAUCCAUGAGGGGUUCGAAACUUUGAAAUUCUCCGCCAAUUAG